AUGGCCCGCAGUCUGCCCAACGGCACAUCUGACGCGUCUCACGCCCCUGACGCAACGGUAGACUCUGACCUCGAGCUGACGCCAGGCGCCGAGGCCACCUCGCCCUCUCCAGACCCCGAAGCCGACGACCCCGGCGCCCGCACGCACGCCGACACCCUCGCGCAAGCGUACAUCCCCACCAUUGUCCCGUCGUUCGCGUAUGCCCCGCCGCCCGAGAACCUGGCCGUGCCGGCGUGGGUCGGCGCCUCGGAGCACAACGCACUGCCGAGGCGGCGGCGCGUGCCCCCCGAGCAGGAUCCGCGGCGGGUGCGCACGCCCGCUGACCCGCGCGAGCGGUCGCCUGCGCGGCACUCUCCGGCGCCCUUCCUGCGUGUACGCACCCCCGAGACACCCGCGCCGAGGGCAGUCCCGAACGGCGCCGUCAACGGUGAGCGGCGCGUCCUCGUCCCUCCCCGCUUGCCUCCUCCAAUGCCACUCCUCGCGCCAGUCCCCCAGCCAAACAGGCCCAUUCGCGCCGCCUUCCUCCCCCGAGGUGGGCGCGGGCGGGCCCACAACGCUCCUCGCAGCCAUAACCCCAACGCGAUCCCCGUCACCCACCGCGGGCCGCUGACCUUCGCUGCGCUCGACGCGCGCCUGCACGCGCCGCGAGGGAACACGUACCUGCGUAUCCACGGCGCCGCCGCCGCCUCGCAGCUGGUAUGGACGGGCGAGCGCGCAAGCUCCGGCUUCAGCGCCGUCUCGCCAGCCUACGCGGGCCUCUCGCCCUCGGCGUACGCCGCGGCGCGCACAGCCCUCGCGUACGGCGCGCCGGGGUGGGUGCCGGGCCCUUAUCUGGCGGACAUGGCGGCGCGGCACGUCCUCGCCGAGGCGCCGGAGGACGGCACGAGCGCGUGGAUCUCGGCGACGAGCAGCCUCAACUGGGCCGUGUGGGCCGUUGCGCAGGCCCUUGUUGGCGGCGAGAACGAGGUGCGCAUGGCGGUCAUCGUGCCGACGGGCGAGGUGUUCCUGCCUGCUAGUCGGAUCACGUUGCCCCUCGCUGCCGCGAACCGGGCGAAAGACGCAGGCGAGGUGCUCUUCUUCGCCCGCGUGUUCGGCGGCUCGGUGACGGCCGACUUGGUGUGGACGUCCGAGGCGCUGCCCUUCGCCCUGCCGGCGCGCUUCUGGAAGACACGCGCACAGCGCCCGCUCGUCGGAUCAUGGCUCGACAACCUCCGCUUCGACCCGCGCGAGCCGUUCGAGCGCGCGGUCGCGCACAUGGGCGCUGGGGGGGAGGUGUGGCCUGAUCAGCCCGUCCACUCCCUUGGACACGCGUGGCCGCCGACUUCGAGCGACUCGGGCGACGCCGACAAGGACACCGCCGAGGUGCCAGUGGAGGAGAUGACCCUCCUCAGUUUGAGUCCUGCACCUGUGGUACGAGGUCUCCAGGCGCCGCUUGAGCCCGAGCGCUGCUUCCUGCUCUGGUGA
Messenger RNA from Vanrija pseudolonga, 1464 nucleotides. RefSeq lists its product as uncharacterized. The coding region runs from base 1 to 1464 and encodes 487 amino acids. The transcript has 3 exons. The record is from RefSeq and is a predicted model, not a curated record. Lineage: Eukaryota; Fungi; Basidiomycota; Tremellomycetes; Trichosporonales; Trichosporonaceae.